CUUUGGUUUCCCCAUUACACCAGCCGACGCCGGGUGGUGGAUUCAGCCAGGAGCGGUGGUGAAAAUUCUUCAGCUGUUCUUGGACUCUCGCCUCUCGGAUGAAACUGACCAGGCCGGUGAAACCCCUGCCGUUACUCCUCUGCCCGUCCAUGAACUACUCCCUCCGUUCCAGAUUACUCGUCGUGGUUUUAGUUCAAAUUAAUUUGGAACGGAGGGAGUAUAAUUGAAGGAGCAGUUCAAGGGAUUUGCGCUGUCAGCACAGUUCGACCUGAGGCUCGGAGCUGUGUUUUUCGACUGGCUUGGGUUUGGCACAGCGAAAUGAAGACCGGUGCCACAGGAUUCAUGCGUCGGCCACGGUCGAGGCUUCAGUUCAGAGUCGAGACUUGACUUGAGUUGAGGUCCGAGCUCUGAGAUCCUGCCGGUUGCUGUCACCAGGCAGGCACCAGGCAGGCGGGUACCGAACCUAGUGUGCUGCUCUGUGAGCUUUUAUCGUAUGAUAUGGUGAUGAGAAAUUGCAGCGUGGUGCGGUUUGAGAGUAGGGCCGUAGGAGAGGGGAGAAGGGAAUAUGGGUGCACCCUGGAGCAAGCAAGGCCAAACAAAACAAAAGGUUAGGUUGGAUGAGGCGAAGGCGAGCGAAGCCAUGUGAGGAUCCAGUGUAAAAGGGCGCACGUCUAGAGCCUUUAUCUCCGGGCAUUCUUCCCCGCUAAUCUCCUUUAUUUCCUCACUCUCCGUGAGAAGGCUAAUAUAAGUAAGCCCCUGCCGACAGAUCCAUGUCUGUACCCGAACUGCGUACGGCGGCAACCGCCCAGGCAAGAGGUCGACAGCCGGAGGUCGAAGCCUGUACCCCUCCAUGAUGGAUGAAUGGACUGACGGUGACUGUCCGGAUGCCAAGUGAUGAUAGCCAUGGCGAAACACGGCCUCUUAACCACUACUAACCCCCUCCUCCCCCUGAAGUUAGUAACCAGAUCGUUUUAGAACAUGUCCAAAAGAGGGAGAGCAGUGUGGAAGAAGACGCUCCAGUCCAGCUCUAAAGCCCCCCUUGCCUCCUCUCCUCUGCCAGACCCAAAAGAAAGCCCAACACAUGGGGCCUCGUCUCUCCCUGUCUGUCAUCAUCAAGGCCACCGCGGCGUGUGCGGAUCCGCCAAUCAAACGCGCGCCCGCGCCUGCGCCUGCCUUUACACACGCAAAGUUGCACCGAACCAAAGCAACCGCAUCGCAUCUCAUCUCUGCCUGUUUUGGUUGGAUUCACCACCUCUCUGCUCCGUACCGCGCGAGUCCAGUGAGUCCGUGGCCGAUAGCCGGGUGGUGGUGCCGUCGCUAUAAGGGCACCCAGCUAGCCACACGCACGGCUCCGUCGCCUUGGAUCGGGCUCGUCAGUGAGUCAGCGAGUCAGGGCCUUGGCACGGCGCGGUUCACCCAUGGGCCUCGCCGGCGGCAUUGUCCGGAGAGUCCUCUCCAAGAGCCCCUGCGGCUCCUCCUCGUCGGCCGGCGGCGGACGCGGCGGCCACAGCGAAAGGAGCCCCGGCGACCACAAGAGGAGGUGGGGCUCUCUGAGGCUGUACCUGUACCUGUGCGGCGACGAGAACGGCGCGGGUGCCGAGGACGGGGAGGACGACGAUGACGGGACGGUCUCGGCCAGGAGCUUUGAGACCUGCGCGAUGACGCAGGACGCCCAAGCUCCGGCGGCAGCCGAUCAGCGUCGCCGUGACGUGAACGGCGGCGCACACGGCCACGCUGAACAAGUGCACGUUCAGUGGAGCCCCGGCGAGCGGACGAAGCCGUUCACCGAGGACGAGGCGGCGACGCUGAUCCAGUCCGCAUUCAGGAGGUUCAUGGAAAGGGGGCGCUUGCUGCAGGAGGAGCUGAGGAGAAGCUCCGGACAAGAGUGCUGCUACGGUGAAGCGCUCAAGAGCCCUGCCUCGGCGUGCACCAUCGCCGCGUCGGUGGAGGUCCAGGUAGGGGAGUCCCUGAGCAACCUCCGGCUGAGCGACGACGGCGCGUCGGUGUCGGCGCAGCACCGGGCGGGCCAUAGCCAGAAGCCGCGGCCCCAGGUCUUCAGAGCCAAGGAGGAGUGGGACGACAGCACGCUGAGCUCCAACGUGCUGAGGAUGAGGAUCCAGAGCAAGAUGGAGGCCACCACGCGGCGCGAGCGGGCCCUCGCCUACGCCUUCUCGCAGCAGCUGAGGAGCGGCGGCACGAAGAAGCGGUCGUCGCGGUCGGAGCAGGGGGAGUUCAACGUGGGGUGGAGCUGGCUGGAGCGGUGGAUGGCGACGCGGCAGGCCGAGCCCGGCGCCGACGACAGCGCGAGCAAGAACGCCACGGACGCCGGGUCAGCGGUGGCCGGGCGGCGGGUGGUGGUGGUGAGGCGGCGGCAGGACGUGGCCGUCGAGGAGAAGGAGAGCUGCGGCUCCAACGACGUGUCCGCCAUCAGCUUCGACGGCUCCAGCGCCGGCGGCCGGAGCGGCCUGAGCUGCUACAGGCCCGGCAAGAACCGGCUCAGGGGGCCCAGGAACCUGCCGCGGCGCAAGGUGGCGGCCGCGUCGUCGGACCACCACCGGCUCCAACAAAGAUCCCACAAGGUGAGCAAGAAGGCGCGUCAGAGGGAGGAGAAGCAGCAGCUGCAGAAGGAUCAUCAAGUCGAGGCCGAGGCCUACGAUCCCCGCCAGCCUCCGACGGAUUACUGAAACCGAGACAACGGAAUGAUGUACAUAGCUUCGUCAGAUCCUGAUUGCUGUGUUGGCUUUGUGUCGCCAUGAUUUUUCUCUUACUUUUCAGUUGCUUGGUGCUGAAGUGUUUGAUGAUUCGAGCUGAUUUAAGUGCGGAGAUCUGCAAGACUGACAAGUCGGUCGUGUAAAAGUUGGUCACUAAAUAAAGUACGCACGCGGGUGAUGAAACAUUUGUAAAA
Molecule: messenger RNA, 2905 nt
Organism: Triticum aestivum (bread wheat)
Lineage: Eukaryota; Viridiplantae; Streptophyta; Magnoliopsida; Poales; Poaceae
Product: protein IQ-DOMAIN 33
Exons: 5
Coding region: 1419-2684 (421 amino acids)
Source: RefSeq, a predicted model, not a curated record